GCCAUGACUCCAAUGUCAAGUGUUCGCUCCAAAUGGGGAAGUCGUCCAUGUCAAGAUCCCUGUUGGGAAGAGAUGUGGCUAAAUUACUCCUGUCACUGCAUAUUCAGGCCUUCUGCUGAGCAAGCUCUGCAACUGCUGCAUGGGACCUUUUUUGGUGGUCAGAGUGUGAGCCUUUCAUGGGGAAGAAGCCCUUUGAACAAACAAACUCAGGCAUCGUCAUGGGUGAUUGUAGUUACAUUGCCUCCUUCACACUUACAUCCACCAUCAAUCAGCUCCAUGGAGACAUGGAACCUGUCAUCAUUUUGUCAGACUAAGAAUGGAGUUACUUGUGCAAGUUACACCAUCAGCAAACACAUGAAGACCUGCAUGCUAUCAUCACAAGUUGAGCAUUUACAUGCUCCAAGUCAAUCUGUUAGGGAGAAAACAAAAGCUUGUGUUCCUAUUCGUAUUUUUUUGUUUUAUCAGUGGGCACCUUAUCUAUCUAAACUAUGCCUUUCACUUUUUCUGUAA
Triticum aestivum (bread wheat) is the source of this 510-nucleotide messenger RNA. RefSeq lists its product as uncharacterized. The transcript has 4 exons. The record is from RefSeq and is a predicted model, not a curated record. Lineage: Eukaryota; Viridiplantae; Streptophyta; Magnoliopsida; Poales; Poaceae. Bases 4 to 510 code for a protein of 168 amino acids.